AUGGCUGACCGCGAGCCUCCAUACGACCCCUAUAUCCCUGCCGGCGGUGCUGGGGGUGCCGCAGGUGCCGCAGGUGCCGGUGGAAACUCUGCACAAAAUGGAAACCAAAGAACUGCGGCGUUGCAAGCUCAAAUCGAUGACACCGUCGGUGUGAUGCGUGAGAACAUCAACAAGGUGUCUCAGCGUGGCGAACGCCUCGACUCCCUCCAAGAUAAGACGGACAACCUGGCUGUUUCUGCGCAAGGCUUCCGCCGAGGCGCCAACCGAGUGCGAAAACAAAUGUGGUGGAAGGACAUGAAGAUGCGCGUGUGCUUGGUGGUCGUCGUCAUUAUUCUGAUCAUUGUUAUUGUCGUUCCUGCUGGUAAGUCACCAUCACAAACUACCGAGAAUAUCGUUGCGACUGACCCGAGUGCAAUUCUGCCGGCCAUCCUUCUUCCUCUCCCCUUGUUUCGAAGCUGCCGCAUGCUCGCCGGCAAGAUGCUCGCUGUUCGUCCUGCUGUGCGGAGGGCCGUGGUGACUCAGUCGUCGCUGCGUACCAUCUCCGCACCGCGGGCUUUUGCUCUCAGAGCUCUGCCCAGCGUGCGACGACAGCCUGUCUCUCUGACAUCGCAGACUCGCUCGUACUCUCGUCCUGCCGACCCCCAGCUCUCCACGCGGUCCACCGUUGUGCAGCUCCUCAGCAAUAUCGGUUCCAAGCGCGAGGUCCAGCAAUACCUCUCUCACUUCACCUCGGUUUCGUCUCAGCAGUUCGCCGUGAUCAAGGUCGGCGGUGCGAUUAUUACUGAGCAUUUGCAGAACCUUUCUUCUGCCCUUGCCUUUUUGAACCAUGUCGGCCUGUAUCCGGUCGUCGUGCACGGCGCCGGGCCCCAGCUGAACAAGAUGUUGGAAGAUGCAGGCGUUGAGCCGCAAUUUGAAGAUGGAAUUCGUGUCACCGAUGGAAAGACUCUUUCUCUGGCGCGAAAGCUCUUCUUGGAGGAGAACUUGAAGCUGGUCGAACAAUUGGAGAACAUGGGCGUGCGCGCCCGUCCCAUCACCACCGGAGUGUUCUCGGCCGACUAUCUUGACAAGGAAAAGUAUAAACUGGUGGGAAAAAUUAACAAGGUGGACAAGAAACCUAUCGAGUCAGCUAUCGAGGCUGGAUGCCUGCCGAUCUUGACUUCAAUGGCCGAAACUCCAGACGGUCAGGUUCUCAACGUCAACGCUGAUGUUGCUGCUGGCGAGCUCGCUCGCUCUCUACAGCCUUUGAAGAUUGUCUAUCUCGCAGAGAAGGGCGGCCUGUUCAAUGGUGAUACCGGCGAGAAGAUCUCCGCCAUCAACCUGGAUGAGGAAUACGAUCAUCUUAUGACCCAGUGGUGGGUGCGACACGGUACUAGACUGAAGAUCAAGGAAAUGAAGGAUCUUCUCACAGACCUCCCUCGUACAUCGAGCGUUGCCAUUAUUCACCCAGCAGACCUUCAAAAGGAACUUUUCACCGAUUCUGGAGCUGGUACCUUGAUCCGACGGGGCAACAAGGUGCACAUCAAAUCUUCCUUAUCCGAAUUCGAGGACAUCAACGCUCUCAAAGACGUUCUUAUUCGUGACCGGGAGGGCCUAGAUGCCAGGGCUACAGUUGAUCGCUACGUCGAGGGUCUUGGAGACCGCCCGUUCAAGGCGUAUUUCGACGAUCCCAUGGAAGCAUUGGCCGUUGUCCUGCCCCAGCAAGACUCCGCUUUUGCUCACUUGGCUACCUUUACCAUCACAAAAUCAGGCUGGCUCACCAAUGUUGCUGAUAAUGUCUUUACCAGCAUUAAAAAGGAUUUCCCCAAGCUGGUCUGGACUGUGAAGGCAGACGACGAGAACCUUACUUGGUUCUUCGACAAGGCCGACGGCAGUCUAUCUCGCGGCGGUGACGUUGUCUUCUGGUAUGGUUUGGAAGAUGGCGAUGAAGUCAAGGAGCUGGUCCGUGAGUUUACUCAGCAUGGACGCCAAAUGUUCGGUGAUUACAACCUCGAAGCAAGACUGCAUCGCGCCGCCCAGGCUGCCCUAGACGUCAGCAGUGCUGCCCAACAAAAGCGCUCGUAUUCGACAAUGAGCUCUGCUGUCAACUCCCUGCGUAGCUAUCGCCGUGGCAACAACUUGAUGACUGGCCGUCGGUCAUACAGCACCACCAACCCUAAUCCUCCCCUCGGCGAGAAGAAUAACUCCAACACUCGCCCCUCCAAGGUUGCCCUGAUUGGAGCACGCGGAUACACUGGUCAAGCUCUUAUCGGCCUCCUCAACUCUCACCCAAACAUAGACUUGCGACACGUCUCUUCCCGUGAACUUGCCGGCACGAAACUCGAGGGCUAUGACAAGCGGGAAAUCAUCUAUGAGAACCUUACCCCUGAAGAUGUGCGCCGAAUGGCUUCCAACGGAGAUAUCGACUGCUGGGUCAUGGCUCUUCCCAACGGAGUGUGCAAACCCUUUGUCGACGCUGUCGAUCAAGGAGCUGACAAGGGAAAUUUGAUUGUUGAUCUCAGUGCCGACUAUCGAUUCGACUCAUCUUGGGCGUACGGCCUCCCAGAGUUGGUCAACCGGUCUACUAUUGCGCGCGCCAAUCGCAUUGCCAAUCCUGGAUGCUAUGCUACUGCUGCCCAAGUCGGUAUUGCUCCUCUAGUGCCUUACCUCGGCGGACAACCCACUGUUUUUGGUGUCUCGGGCUACUCCGGCGCCGGCACCAAGCCCAGCCCCAAAAACGACGUUAAUAUCUUGACAAACAACAUUAUCCCCUAUAGUUUGACGGACCAUAUCCACGAGCGAGAGAUCAGCACUCAAUUGGGAACCAGCGUCGCUUUCAUUCCUCAUGUCGCCGUUUGGUUCCAAGGUAUCCAUCAUACUAUCAGCUUGCCUCUCAAAGAGGAGAUGUCGUCGCGAGAUAUCCGUAACCUCUACCAAGAUCGUUAUGCCGGCGAAAAGCUCGUCAAGAUUGUCGGCGAGCCGCCUCUCGUGAAGGAUAUUGCCGGCCAGCACGGCGUCGAGAUUGGUGGUUUCGCGGUGCACUCCAGCGGUAAGAGGGUUGUUAUUUGUGUGACAAUCGACAACCUGCUCAAGGGUGCUGCCACGCAAUGCCUUCAAAAUAUGAACCUCGCACUUGGAUACUCCGAUCACGAAGUGCUCACCUCCCAAAAGCAUGGCGUCGCUACCAUCUGGCUGGUGGCGACGUUGGGUCCCAGGACAACGUCCAAAAAAGUCAACAGAAAAGCCAUCCUUGGAGUUGACGUGCCUCGUGCGUGCGACACAAUCAUGAACCCCGAAGCUCCCAUGGCCCUACGACUGCAAGGGAACCUGCUGUAUGGCGUAUCGAGGGUCUACAGCCGCCAAUGCCUGUACACUCUCACCGACGUGCAAUCCAUGCUCGACAGAAUGAAAACUGCCCUAAAGGUCGUCCAUGGUAGAGGGCUCAACCCAGAUGCAGGCAAGGCCAGACCAGAAGAGCUCAUUGUCCCGUACGAUCCAGCCUUCAUUCCCGAGUUCACUCUCCCUGGUCUCGACGUUGACCUACUGAAACCUACCGAGUUGAUGCUUUGUGGCCCAGACCUUAACUCAAGUGUACUUUCUUCUCACCUGAGCGCCUCCAGCCCGUCCCAGCUGGGCAACACUCUCCCUCAAUUGGACAUCCCAUCCCCAAGCUUUGUGGCUGGAGAGUUCGGUGGCUUUUCUUUUCAAGGCUACAGUGGGGACGUUUUUGUCGACACAGCACUCGGUGAAGAAGGCGUGUUGCUUCGUCCAGACUUUGACUUUGAUGAGGAAGGGAACAUCGUUGAACUUUCCAUAGACGGCGGAAUGGACGGUGGAUUGGAAGUACAAGUCGAGACACCGGUGAGGCCUCAAGGAGAACACGCUGAAGCGCCGGAAGAUGUCACCAGGCCCCCUCAGGAUGAGGAUGUGAUGGUCCUUCAAGACGAUGAUCUUAUUCGUGCCGAUGAACUUGAUCCCCGUGACAGUCCUCCUCCAACUUCGGGUCGCCUACCUGAUCCUGACUACGUCGAGGGAAAUGCGAGAAGUGAAAAUGCCGCAUAUGGUCGCAAGCAACGAGGUGCUAGAAAGAUACAGCUGGACGUAAGCACACAGAUUUCCAACGCUGAGCUGGUACAGUGGGAGCAAGAAUACCUACAGAACAUGUCUCUUGCUGAGAAGCAAAAGUCAUAUGCUAGACUCGUCGCACAAGCUAGAAAGAAUGCAGCACUGUGGGUCUUUGGCUGCGGAAUUGGCUCUGUAGGGCUUGGGGUUGGUGGCUCAAGCGUGGCACAUCCUUUGCAAUCAUUCUGUGGAAAACAGCUUUUAGCUGCGCUGUCCGAUGGAAAUGGUGACAGCGAGAGCGAGCAGGGUCGUAAGCGACGCUCCAGCGAGAUUGGCCAAGACAAAAUAGACGGCUCGAGACGCGUGCGCCGCAGAACAAGCGAGGAAGUUGAGAUGGGUUUGGCGCGUGAGUAUGAAGCUGGAGAGUAUGAUACAGAUAUGCUGGUGCAACGGGAUGUUGAGCUUGGGCUUGGUGCCCCUGCGUCUCUUCCGGAUGAGACUUCUUCUCAGAUGCCGUGGAAUAUCACAGCCUCUCUGCAAGGAUCAGUGGCCGGUUCUUCUAGUAUCCCUCGCCCCUUUGACAGCUUCGACCGUUCGUCUCGUCGGCAUUUUGGGCGUUCAAACAGACUGCCUGGUCGCUUUGCCAACCUCAGUCCACUCGCUGGUCGCGGUUUGCGUCAGGAUCUGUCUGGAUAUGAUCGGCUGAGCAGCUUGUCCCUCGACGACUUUGGGGAUAUCAACGACAAUGACAUGGGGGCAUACCUGGGCGAAGACAUUCCACUGGAGGAUGCCGACUUGUUUCGUGACGCUGAAGGUCUAGAUGCGGCUAAAACUCAAGAGACCGUGUCGAGCCUAGGUCAUGCCGACAGGAAUUUCUUUGAUUUUCUAGAAUCUCGGGUGCAAGCUGUCAAAAAUGACGGCGACCAGGCCCAAGCUAAUGCUGGAACCAUGCCACUCCAAAAGAUGGGCUUCUCUAGCAUCUUCCCGGUCGAGUCUACGUCUCGCUCAGUCGCAACCCAGGCGUUGAUGCAUGUGCUGACCCUCGCGACCAAGAAUGUGAUCCGGGUGUCGCAGAGACGGGCUACUCGGGGGUUGCCUUACAGCAUGGAGGACCUCGGCGAUAUUUACCUGGCGGUUUGA
Talaromyces rugulosus is the source of this 5178-nucleotide messenger RNA. RefSeq lists its product as uncharacterized. The record is from RefSeq and is a predicted model, not a curated record. NCBI's taxonomy places the organism in Eukaryota, Fungi, Ascomycota, Eurotiomycetes, Eurotiales, Trichocomaceae. Gene Ontology annotation, biological process: L-arginine biosynthetic process; vesicle-mediated transport. Gene Ontology annotation, cellular component: mitochondrial matrix; membrane; cytoplasm. Bases 1 to 5178 code for a protein of 1725 amino acids. The transcript has 13 exons. Gene Ontology annotation, molecular function: arginine binding; NAD binding; protein binding.